CUUCACCUGCUCAGUGCAGAGAAGAGGAAAGAGGGAAGGGUGUGUGUGUCUCCAUUUGCUUGAGUUGGUGGGUGUACUCAGAACUGGAGGGUGUGCUGGGGUGUGUCACUCCGGGUGUGCCUGUGAAUUUGCGUGUGAUUCCUCCUUUGUGUCCUGCAGGGCUGGUUCUUGUGCUGAAACACCACAAUGGUGCUGCCCACAAACUGGUGUGUUAUUUCACCAACUGGGCCUUUAGUCGGCCCAGCCCUGCUUCCAUCCUGCCCCGGGACCUGGACCCCUUUCUCUGCACCCACCUGGUAUUUGCCUUUGCCUCAAUGAACAACAAUCAGAUUGUUCCUAAGGAUCCCCAGGAUGAGAAAAUCCUCUAUCCAGAGUUCAACAAGCUCAAGGAGAGGAACAGGGAGCUGAAAACACUGCUGUCCAUCGGGGGGUGGAACUUCGGCACAUCGAGGUUCACCACGAUGCUGUCCACAUUCGCCAACCGGCAGAAUUUUGUCAAUUCAGUGAUAGCCCUCCUGAGGACACAUGGCUUUGAUGGUCUGGACCUCUUCUUCUUGUACCCUGGACUCAGAGGCAGCCCCAGGCAUGACCGCUGGACCUUUGUCUUCUUACUUGAAGAGCUCCUGCUUGCUUUCAGGAAGGAGGCGCGGCUCACCGUGCGUCCAAGGCUGCUGCUGUCCGCUGCUGUCUCUGGGGAUCCCCGUGUCAUCCAAAAAGCGUAUGAUGUGCACCUCCUGGGAAGACUACUGGAUUUCAUCAGCGUCUUGUCUUAUGACUUACAUGGAAGCUGGGAAAAGUUCACAGGACACAAUAGCCCGCUGUUCUCUGUGCCCAAGGACCCUAAAUCUUCGGCAUAUGCCAUGAACUACUGGCGGAAGCUUGGGGCAGCACCUGAGAAGCUCCUUAUGGGGCUCCCCACCUAUGGACGUACUUUUCGCCUCCUCAAAGCCUCUAAGAAUGAGUUGUGGGCAGAAGCUGUGGGACCGGCAUCUCCAGGGAAGUACACCAAGCAAGCUGGCUUCUUGGCUUAUUAUGAGAUUUGCUCCUUCAUCUGGAGAGCGAAGAAGCGCUGGAUUGAUGAUCAGUAUGUCCCAUAUGCCUACAAGGGGAAGGAGUGGGUUGGCUAUGAUGAUGCCGUCAGCUUCAGUUACAAGGCGUUUUUCAUAAUGAGAGAGCAUUUUGGGGGGGCCAUGGUGUGGACAUUGGACCUGGAUGACGUCAGGGGCACUUUCUGUGGAACUGGCCCUUUCCCCCUUGUCUACACAUUGAAUAAUCUCCUGGUGAAGGCUGAGUUCAGCUCAACUCCUCCACCAAAAUUUUGGCUCUCAACUGCUGUGAAUUCUUCGAGAAUUGGCCCAGAAAGGCUGACUGUGAUCAAGGAUUUGACCACUGAUUUGGGGAUCUUGCCCCCAGGAGGGGAGGCUGUGGCCACCGAGACCCACAGAAAGUCUGAAACUAUGACCACAGUCCCCAGAGGUGGGCUUGUGACCCCUACAAGGGAAACUCUGUCCUUUGGAAAACACCCCCUAGCUGCAGAAUGGAAGACUGAAACCCCUGGAGAGGAGACCAUCACCCCUGUGGGCCACCAGGCUGUGACCCCUGGAGGGGUAACUGUGGCUCCUAUGCAUCUUCAGACUGGAGAGAAAAUCAUGCCCCCAAGAAGGAAGGCUGAAGCCCCUGAGAAUAUGACCAUCCCCUCAGGAAAGAUGACAGUCACCCCUGCUGGGCAGACUGAGACUCUUGAAGAGAAUUUGACUUCUGAGGUGGACCCUGAACCCCUGGUGGGUUACUUUAGUCUUCACACAGAAGCUGAAAACUGGAUGCUGCUCUCUGGUCCUGUCAUCUCGCCCCCAGGACACACUCCUCUUGCUUUUGACAAGCCCUUUGUUCCCAGAUGGAAUCAUUCCUCUGAUGACUCAGUAACCCUUCCAGUGAGUCCUCUCUCUCUAAAGAAGGAAAAUCCAGAAAACUGCUGUGGACCGAGGAUCCUAAGAUCUGUUGUUGGCAGAAACUGGGGAAAGUCCUUGCCUUUUCUUCUCGGUCCCCUGACCAAAGCUGCCUGUGCCCAGCCAUUCAUAAACCAUUCUUGGGGCAAAGCAGGCCCCAGGCCACACUGAGUUAAUCUCUCUUCUGUUGAAUAAACUGGAAGCAUAAG
Messenger RNA from Delphinapterus leucas (beluga whale), 2155 nucleotides. The record is from RefSeq and is a predicted model, not a curated record. NCBI's taxonomy places the organism in Eukaryota, Metazoa, Chordata, Mammalia, Artiodactyla, Monodontidae.